GCUCGGGCUGCGGCUGCGGCUGCUGCACUUCCAGCUUCUGAGGGAAGGAGGCCGAGGCCUGGGCCGAGCCCGGAGCCGCCGCCGCCGCCGCCGCCCGGAGCCUCCUGGAGCCCCCGCGCCGGCUCAGCCUGGGGGCGGGCUCGGGUCCGGCCCGCCGCCGCGCCCAGGACGGAGGCUGCGUGCCCGAGGACCAGGCCGGCGCAGCCAUGGAGGAGGCAUCUCCCUAUUCCUUACUUGAUAUCUGCUUGAAUUUCCUGACUACUCACCUUGAGAAGUUCUGUUCAGCAAGACAGGAUGGAACAUUGUGUCUGCAGGAAUCUGGAGUAUUCCCACAGGAAGUGGCUGAUCGACUGCUUCAGACCAUGGCUUUUCAUGGUCUACUGAAUGAUGGAACUGUAGGUAUUUUCAGGGGCAACCAGAUGCGCUUAAAGCGUGCUUGUAUUCGCAAAGCCAAGAUCUCUGCUGUUGCUUUCCGGAAAGCCUUCUGCCAUCACAAGUUAGUGGAACUUGAUGCUACAGGUGUGAAUGCAGACAUCACAAUUACAGACAUCAUCAGUGGGCUUGGCAGUAACAAAUGGAUCCAGCAAAAUCUCCAGUGCCUAGUGCUGAACUCAUUAACUCUCUCCCUCGAAGAUCCUUAUGAGCGGUGCUUCAGCCGGCUUUCUGGCCUUCGAGCAUUAAGCAUCACCAAUGUUCUCUUUUAUAAUGAAGACCUGGCUGAAGUUGCCUCAUUGCCAAGAUUAGAGAGCCUGGAUAUUUCUAACACCUCGAUCACUGACAUCACAGCUUUGCUGGCCUGCAAAGACCGACUCAAGUCUCUAACCAUGCACCACUUGAAAUGUUUAAAAAUGACAACUACCCAAAUACUGGAUGUUGUUCGGGAACUAAAACAUCUGAAUCAUCUUGAUAUUUCAGAUGAUAAACAGUUUACAUCAGACAUAGCUCUUCGCUUACUAGAACAAAAGGACAUCCUACCCAACCUCGUCUCCCUAGAUGUUUCUGGGAGAAAGCAUGUGACAGAUAAAGCUGUUGAAGCCUUUAUACAACAACGGCCCAGCAUGCAGUUUGUAGGUUUGCUGGCCACUGAUGCAGGUUACUCUGAAAUCCUCACUGGCGAAGGACAUUUAAAGGUGUCUGGAGAAGCCAAUGAAACUCAAAUUGCAGAAGCAUUGAAGCGGUACAGUGAACGGGCAUUCUUCGUCCGGGAAGCUCUAUUUCACCUUUUUAGCCUGACUCAUGUGAUGGAAAAAACAAAGCCAGAAAUUUUAAAGCUUGUGGUUACUGGGAUGAGAAACCACCCUAUGAAUUUGCCAGUACAACUUGCUGCAAGUGCCUGUGUGUUUAACUUAACUAAACAGGAUCUUGCUGCAGGAAUGCCUGUCCGACUCCUGGCUGAUGUGACCCAUUUGCUGCUCAAAGCCAUGGAACAUUUUCCCAAUCACCAGCAGUUGCAGAAGAAUUGCCUCCUUUCACUUUGCAGUGACCGGAUCCUUCAAGAUGUUCCAUUCAACAGGUUUGAAGCAGCCAAGCUUGUCAUGCAGUGGCUCUGCAACCAUGAAGAUCAAAACAUGCAAAGGAUGGCAGUUGCUAUCAUUUCCAUCUUGGCUGCCAAGCUUUCUACAGAACAAACUGCACAGCUUGGUGCUGAGCUCUUCAUUGUCAGGCAACUUCUUCAAAUAGUGAAGCAAAAAACCAAUCAAAAUUCAGUGGACACCACUUUGAAGUUUACUUUGAGUGCACUUUGGAACCUCACAGAUGAAUCUCCAACCACUUGCAGACAUUUUAUUGAAAACCAAGGGUUAGAACUCUUCAUGCGGGUUCUAGAGUCUUUCCCAACUGAGUCAUCCAUUCAACAGAAAGUCCUAGGACUUUUGAAUAAUAUAGCUGAAGUACAAGAAUUGCAUUCUGAAUUAAUGUGGAAAGAUUUUAUAGACCACAUCAGUAGCCUCCUACAUAGUGUUGAAGUGGAAGUUAGUUACUUCGCAGCUGGAAUUAUUGCCCAUUUAAUAUCUAGAGGGGAACAAGCUUGGACAUUGAGCCGUAGCCAGAGGAAUUCUCUUCUGGAUGAUCUGCAUUCAGCUAUUUUGAAAUGGCCAACUCCAGAGUGUGAGAUGGUAGCAUACAGGUCCUUUAAUCCAUUUUUCCCAUUACUUGGCUGUUUUACAACACCAGGAGUCCAGCUAUGGGCAGUUUGGGCCAUGCAACAUGUCUGCAGCAAGAAUCCCUCAAGGUAUUGCAGCAUGCUGAUUGAGGAAGGAGGAUUGCAGCAUUUAUACAACAUCAAAGAACAUGAACAGACUGAUCCCCAUGUCCAACAGAUUGCUGUGGCCAUUCUGGACAGCUUAGAAAAACACAUUGUGCGCCAUGGGAGACCUCCUCCCUGUAAAAAGCAGCCCCAGGCUAGACUAAAUUGAUAGCCAUAGGUAAUUGGAUAAUUGAAUCACAGGAAUCCUUUUUGUGAUAGGUUCAUUUGCAAUAUCUUAUCCUCUGUGAUGUUUUAGGGGUUUCUAUGACAAGAGUCAUAAGAUCAUUUUGGGAUUGAUGGUGUACAGUACUGCCCAUGUGAACAGUCUCUAAUUUGUCUUGUGAUUUUUAACUUCUGGGGCAAGAAGGAUCUCUUCCUUUAUCAUUGCCUUUUAGGAAAUUUCCCACAUCUCUCUGUGUUUCAACUUAUCUGUGCUUGGAAUUCUACAGUUUUAUGAUAAAGUUUGCAUGAACCCUUAGGCCAGACUUUUCUGAUCUUAAGGUCCCUUCCAGUCAAUUUGCAGCUUCAGAUAAGCUGUUAACCUGAUUUCUGGCACUGCUUCAGUUGUAAGUUUUAUACUGCUUCUGUAUAAAAUGCCUUUAUUCUGUGUCUGUGUACCUUUUAUAAGAUGUCCUUCUUAGUAUGAAAGAACAGAAAUCUGAGUCCUCUUUGAAAGCUACUCACUGACUGGAGCCUGGGUAGCUGGCAGGAAAAAUAUAUUAGAAAGAAAACUAGUAAGGGGAGAUUAGGAACUGGAGAAAGGUCAGCUCUUAUAGUAUAGUUUUUAAACUGGGACAAGCUAUCCUUCCAGAGCCUGCCUCUCCUGAGGUAGUGAGCAGUAGCUUGUUCUUCACAUUUACUCCUGGGAGCAUGGGCUGCUGCUUCCUACACAGACUGCUGGUUACUCUAGAAAUAUUUCCCCAGGCAUCACAGUGUAAAAUAUUACAGCAUUCUGUGUUAAAGAUUAACUGUCUGAAUCUCUAUACAUCAUACUGUUGUGAAAAUGUGAAUUUUUAUAAAAUUGUCUCUUGUUAAAACUGACCUUUCUUUUCCCUCUAUUUCAAAGUCAUUUUGUUCAGUGAAAUAGAGAUUACACAUGGUAUUACUUGCUCAGUUAAAAUACAGUUAACAACAGUAAAUUCUGUCACAAGAAGUUAAAUUUUUCUUUUGUUUCAAAAUACCUGUAUCUUAACGUUCUCAUGUUAGAGAAAGAUGUCCAUAUCUCACUGCCAAAAUUGAAUGAGAAGCACUAGGCUAUUGUUAAAUGUAAUGAUUCUAGUUGUGGUGCAUAAGAGGAAAUAUUUUUUAAUGAGUUAUUUUUUAGACAGUUGCCUUUCCUUUAUGAUACUUGUUACAGCAUAGUAAAGAAUCAGUUCUCAUUAUAUUAAUAAUGACAGCUGGGAGGCAGCAAGUCACCAAGAAACUUAAUUUCCAUUUAAAAUUUUAGUUUGUGAAUAAGGUUAGUGACAAUUUCCGAUGACUGUUUUCUUCAUAGAUGGCCAAAAUGUUUUCAAUAGAGAUUUAAAUGGUAUGUUUAAAAUGAUGGUGAUUAUUCAGAAGCAUUUUUAUUUAGAGAGGAGCUGGCUUAUUAGUACGCUGAUAACAUUUUUGAUAUAUGUAUUUCAAACCACUGUCACAGAAAUCAUACUUGAAUUAUUUCAUACUCCUUCACAGGGAUGAAAACUUAAACUAAAAGAAAACAGGUAUUUAGAACCAUUAAAAACCAUAUUCUGGAUUACUUCUGACUUAAUUGGUUUAAGGAAUUUUUAUAGGCACAAGAAAUUUUCACAGAUUGUCUAUUUCAGGGGAAGUGGAAAAUUCUUCUAACUUUCCCCCUUUUUUCCAGAUUUUAAUGUCUAAGGCAAAAUUUAGAAAAUAGGAUGGCCUACACUAGCUUGGAAUUGCUAGCUAUGUUAACUAUCUCCAGGUCUCUUAGCUUGUAUAGUUAAGGGAAAACCUGUUUGAGAAGUUUGGCUUGAAGUUUCUCUUAUAUCCUAUUCAAGACAAAAAUGCAUGUUCCCUAUAGGCUAAUCUUAGGUUUUUAUCUUUACAAAUUGUUUUGAAUUAGCUAAAAAGAUACAGAAAAUAAUAACUCCCUUCAUUAUUCAGAAUAACUUGAUAGAUGAAGACUCAAAAAUACUUAAAAUUAAUUUUAAAUUUACUACUUUGAGCAUUGGUAAUGGUGGAAUAUUUCUUAAAAGCAAAAUAAUUGAUCACAUCCCAUAUAGAAAAAUUGUAGUGCCUUUGUGGUUGGGAUAGUUCUUAAAAUUAUGUAUCUAACUUAAAGCACAGAAUCAUCUGUAAGGUCUUGAAUCUGGCUAAAAUAUAGUAGAUGUGUAUAUUAAAAUUAUGAGGCAUAAUUGACCUAUGUCCACAGUUAGAAUCUAUUAGGCCUCCCUUUUACAUGAGUAUACUGGAAUGUAACAGUACUUGGUGCCUUCAAGGUUACCUCUGCAGUGGUUUAGAGGUGCUGUUUCAAGCACAAUUUAAGAGUAGGGUUGAACCACUCAUUGCUCAAAUCAUUGGUACAUUCAGAUAUGGUAAAAUGUUACUCCAGUCCACAAGCAGCAGCAAGGUUUAGAUCUACCAAAGGAAAUGGAAUUACAUUUUUUUUAGAGUAUAAUGAUGCAUGUUGGUAUCAUUGAGUAAAACAAGAAUGGUCUGAAAUUAAAGCAAAAAUAAAGUAUCUCGAAGGUGCAAUGGAAA
Messenger RNA from Canis lupus familiaris (dog), 4951 nucleotides. RefSeq names its product zyg-11 family member B, cell cycle regulator (gene ZYG11B). Gene Ontology annotation, molecular function: protein binding. The transcript is spliced from 14 exons. Bases 207 to 2414 code for a protein of 735 amino acids. The record is from RefSeq and is a predicted model, not a curated record. Gene Ontology annotation, cellular component: Cul2-RING ubiquitin ligase complex. NCBI's taxonomy places the organism in Eukaryota, Metazoa, Chordata, Mammalia, Carnivora, Canidae.